Molecule: messenger RNA, 803 nt
Organism: Zingiber officinale
Lineage: Eukaryota; Viridiplantae; Streptophyta; Magnoliopsida; Zingiberales; Zingiberaceae
Product: STS14 protein-like
Exons: 1
Coding region: 60-644 (194 amino acids)
Source: RefSeq, a predicted model, not a curated record
UAAUCAUAUAAUUUAUAGUUUAUAUAUGCACACCAUCAACACCAUCUCCAGUUGCAGAAAUGGAGUCCCCAAUGGAUUCAAGGACUCUCCACUUCCACCACCUCCUGUGUGUCCUAUCCAUCACUACUAGUUUCCAAGUGAUCACUGGCGGGAGGCUGCUCCAGGGAGCUCCAUUUGCCGUGCCGUCUCCGUCGCCGCCCGCGACCACCCUGGCGGAUCAAUACCUGGACCCGCACAAGCAAGCUCGGGCGGCGGUCCGGGUGCCGCCGCUCCGAUGGAGCCCGCAGCUGGCGUCCACAGCGAGCGGGGUGACGCGGGACCAGCGGGAGCGUAGCGCGUGCGGGUUCGCGGACUUGGGGUCGAGCCAGUACGGGGCGAACCAGGCGUGGGCGAGCUACCCGAUGGGCCCUGCGGAGGCAGUGCGGUCGUGGGUGGCGGAGGGGAAGUACUACGACUACGCGAACAACACGUGCGCGGCGGGGCACGAGGACUGCGGCACCUACACGCAAGUGGUGUGGCGAAGGACGACGAGCGUCGGGUGCGCGCAAGCGGUGUGCGGCGGCGGCAGAGGAACAGCGACGGCGACGCUCACGCUGUGCCUUUACGACCCCCCUGGGAACGUGGUGGGAGAGAAGCCUUACUAAAUUCAUGACCAAUUUAUCAAACUAUCAGGCUCCUAUUUUCAAUUUUAUGAACCGGACUGCUUUUUACUUUUCUAAAUGUUCAAAUCAUGUCGCAUUUUACUUUUUUGUUCUUCGUCUCAAUUUCUUUCAAUCAAUCUUUUUUUUUUUAUUAUUCGCAAA